UGCAGUUUCCGGUGGAGAAUUGAACGACGAAGUAUUAUGCUUACACAGUGAAAAUUUUCUCUGCGGUUAUAAUUAUACAUUGUCAUACAGUAUGGUUGUGAGAACAUACCAAGAGGAGCUUGGAUAUUUGGAAAAGAUAGAUGCGAAUGCAUGGCGUAUAAAGAAAGGCUUUGUACCUAACAUGAAGGUGGAGGGAAUCUUUUACGCAAAUGAAUCGCUAGAAAAGCUUAUGUUUGAUGAAUUGAAGCAAUCUUGUCGUUCACAAGGUUAUGGGGGAUUUCUACCAGGAAUGAAACAGAUCGGCAAUGUUGCCGCUCUACCUGGAAUCAUAGGGAAAUCCAUAGGUCUCCCUGAUGUACACUCUGGUUAUGGGUUUGCUAUAGGUAAUAUGGCAGCAUUUGACAUGGGAAAUCCUGAAGCAGUUGUCUCCCCUGGAGGUGUAGGUUUUGACAUCAACUGUGGGGUCCGACUGCUACGGACAAACCUGAUGGAGAAGGAUGUCCAACCAGUCAAGGAGCAGCUUGCCCAGUGUAUCUUUGACCACAUUCCAGUUGGUGUGGGCUCUAAAGGCAUUAUUCCCAUGACAGCACCGAACUUGGAGGAAGCUUUAGAAAUGGGAAUGGACUGGUCACUGCGAGAAGGAUAUGCAUGGGCUGAAGACAAAGAACAUUGUGAGGAGUAUGGACGCAUGCUACAGGCAGAUCCAAACAAAGUCAGCGCUCGGGCCAAGAAAAGAGGUCUCCCUCAGUUAGGAACACUUGGAGCUGGAAAUCAUUAUGCUGAAAUACAAGUAGUAGAUGAAAUUUACAAUGAAGCCGCAGCCAAGAAAAUGGGAAUCGAGUGCAAAGGUCAAGUCUGUAUGAUGAUUCAUUGUGGAAGUCGAGGACUUGGACAUCAGGUGGCCACAGAUGCACUUGUUGCCAUGGAGAAGGCUAUGAAACGAGACAAGAUAGAUGUGAAUGAUCGACAACUAGCAUGUGCAAGGAUUAAUUCCCAAGAAGGACAGGAUUAUUUAAAAGGAAUGGCGGGAGCUGCCAACUAUGCAUGGGUCAAUCGCUCUAGCAUGACAUUCCUCUCCAGACAGGCUUUCUCUAAAAUGUUCAACUCAUCUCCUGAUGAUCUAGACAUGCAUGUGAUUUAUGAUGUGUCACACAACAUUGCCAAGGUGGAGGAACACUUUGUCGAGGGAAAACAAAGGACUCUACUGGUGCACAGAAAGGGUUCAACACGGGCCUUCCCUCCUCAUCACCCACUCAUUCCUGUUGACUACCAGUUGACGGGCCAGCCUGUAUUGAUUGGGGGCACCAUGGGGACGUGUAGCUAUGUACUGACAGGUACAGAACAGGGCAUGGGGGAGACUUUUGGAACGACAUGCCACGGUGCGGGUCGAGCAUUAUCACGUGCGAAGUCCCGACGUAAUCUGGAUUACACAGAAGUUUUAAACGCUCUGGAGGAAAAGGGGAUCAGCAUCCGAGUGGCUUCCCCAAAACUUGUCAUGGAAGAGGCACCAGAAUCUUACAAAAAUGUUACAGAUGUUGUUGAUACAUGUCAUCGUGCAGGUAUCAGUCAGAAGUGUAUAAAACUGCGUCCCAUAGCAGUGAUUAAAGGCUGAACUGUUUCCAUGGUAACUGAUGAAAUAAUACUGGACUUAAGCGCUACAGCAGACUCUACAUGUUGCCUGAUGUGUCACUCCCUGAUAUAUUGAGGCCCUAGUUCACUGGUUGUGUCUACAUGAGACUCAGUAUGAGAUGUUGUGUCCUUAUCAAGGCCCAGGUUCACAGCUGGUGAUGUGAACAUUUGUUUCACUCAAUGAUCAUCACAACAUAACUAUGUUGUUUAGGGCAGUGCUACAUAAAGAACCUGUUGUACUAGAUCUGCCAGAGGCCUUUGUUUUCAUUCUAGCUGAUUGCUGCACUUCGUGUGUUUAAAUUAUCUUUCUUGUUACUAUGUAAACUUUUACUUAUCUAAAAACGAAUAUUGGUGCAACUUGAAAAUCCAUACUUUAAAUGGAACGUUUAUUUAAUGAGGACUUUGUUAUGAUUUGUACUCUUACCUUAAACAAGUGGACUAUUACAGCAAAACAGCAGAACAGGCUUUAUACAAUUUAGCUUAUUGUGAAGUACUGUAAUAUCCCAAAAUUAGGCUUUAACUUAUUUGUGUGAAAUCCUGUAACAAUUUUCCAAUAUAGCAAAUUAUCUCCCCUGGUCCUAUGGAAUUUGUUAUAACAAGUGUGACUGUUAUAUUAUAUAAUCACCAGGUGAUGAUCAAGGACAUCAAAUCCUUGGUAGAACGUUUCUCAGUAUCCCUUGCAUUAUUUGUGUCUAUUAUUAAUUUAGUAUAUGUAAACAAGAAAUUAUCAGUAAUUUACUUUCGCAUAAUUUCUUGACAGAACAUUUAUAUGAAUUAAUUUAUUUUGAAUAUUCAGUUAUUUAUUAUAUAUAUUAUUUUUACAUAUUACCCUCUCCAUAAGAUUAACCUGUAGGGUGCAAAAUAAAAUGGUUUUUCAUUCAGAUAUCUGAAUUAAAAUUAAAGUGAUGAAAAUAUGCAUUACUGCUUAAUCUAACUGCCUAUAGUGUGUACUUUAAAAAUGAAAAAAAAAAUCUAUAGUUUGCACAUGUAGGCUGCUUCCUAAGAUUGCAAAACGCAUCUUCAGGUGUAAAAAAUCACUUAUCAAUAAUAUUGCCUGCAGAUUACAUGCAGCAAAUUAUAGUAGUUACAGUAUUGUAGUUAAGAAUCAUUACAUGGAAAUGGAUUGUUAUUAGAUUUUCUGUUUGUUAGCUGAUACUGAUUGAUAGACACAAUUCAUCACCUUCAAUUACCAUGCAUAUACAUGCAGUUAUGGGUUAUUUUAUAAAAUGCAUUUGUUUGUGGUUUAUGGUAUAAAUAUAAAAAAAUUUCAGCUAGAACAAUAUAAUAGAAACACCCAACAAGGUACAAACAUUUAAGAUCUUAUCCAAAAUUUGUAGAAAUGAAGUAUGUCUUUAGAGUCUGUGACAAAUCAAAGAAGUCUAGUACGUCAUUGAUAUCAAAGUAGGAAACGAAUGCGAGAUAUCAAAGUGAGAUAUGAGUCAUGAUUUGCCAGUAAGUGCAGACUUCCGUAGGUUUGGUCGUGUUAAUUGAUUUUUGGCCACAAUAGUAUGCACUGUUAAAACAAGAUUACCAGUCUUGGAUUCUGAUGUAAUAUAAGAGAUACAUUUAAUAGCAGACUGGUUUUUUUUCCAGUUUCUCAAACUCUUAAUCAUGUUCCAGUAUGCCCCUAGCCUGUUUAAUUUUUCCUAUAAGGAUGGUAGUACAUUGUACACCUGUUACUCAAAUUAUCAUAUAUGCCCGUAGCCUUUAUUUUAAUUAUUCCUAACAAAAGAUUAGGUAAUAGAUAUAUCAACCAUCUGUUAUCCGCCACUUAUCCCUAUCAUUACAGUACACUGGUAAACUUGGUGCUUUGAUAUGCUACUUGAAAGAUAUAAAGAAGUACUAGCCAUGUAUCACUAUAUGCUUGUACCAAAUUUCAUGAGAAGUGAAAUAAAGUUGCUCAUUAUUAA
Pecten maximus is the source of this 3539-nucleotide messenger RNA. RefSeq names its product tRNA-splicing ligase RtcB homolog. Gene Ontology annotation, molecular function: RNA ligase (ATP) activity. The coding region runs from base 92 to 1612 and encodes 506 amino acids. The record is from RefSeq and is a predicted model, not a curated record. Gene Ontology annotation, biological process: tRNA splicing, via endonucleolytic cleavage and ligation. Gene Ontology annotation, cellular component: nucleus; tRNA-splicing ligase complex. NCBI's taxonomy places the organism in Eukaryota, Metazoa, Mollusca, Bivalvia, Pectinida, Pectinidae. The transcript is spliced from 14 exons.